UAGGAUCACAUCUCAGAUCUAUUAGUGAGUGUGGAGACUGGUCAGUUAUUUUUGUAGGGGUUGAGUGAUCAUCGGAUCCACCAUUUGAUUUUUACUGAAUGAAGGAUCUAAAAUGAAUUCUAUGAACCUCGAGAUAAUUGCCUUAGUCGUCGAGUUUUGUGGCUGGGUCCUGGUAUGCUGUACCUUGCCUAUUGACUACUGGAAAUCGGCUUCACUUGAUGGCAACAUCAUAACCACUGCUGUCCUCUGGUCCAACCUCUGGAAGAGCUGCUUCACAGAUUCGACUGGAGUUACCGACUGCAGGGACUUGUCAGGCAUACUGGGACAGGAACAUCACAUCCAAGCUUGCAGAGGCCUCAUGAUUUGUUGUGUGACACUGGGGUUUUUCGGAGCCAUAUUUGCCUUGUUUGGGAUGAGGUGUACAAGGAUUGGGGGAACAGACACCACCAAAGCUAAGAUUGCCUGUGUGGCAGGAGGCUGUUACAUAGUUGGAGGUUUGUGCUCUUUGAGUGCAUACUCACUAUAUGCAAACAGAAUAACUGCAAUAUUUUUUGACCCUACUUAUAUGGACCAAAAAUAUGAAUUGGGAAGUCCUUUGUUUAUUGGCUGGUCAGGCUCUGCACUCUGCAUUGUAGGUGGAUCAAUUUUCUGUUUAAUAAAUGGAAAAGAUUCUAAGUCAAAAAGGAAUAUUUACAGUUACACUGGAGGAUCAUCAUAUAUCACCCCUAACCGUAAAACUCAGAUGUCCAUGCGGGAGUAUAGAAGCCAAUCAAAAGACUCUAAAACUCAGAGGUCCAUGCGGGAGUAUAGAAGCCAAUCAAAAGACUUUGACAGAGAUGCUUACGUUUAACAGAAAGAAGAGACAGUCGAACUGGAGUGUACUUACUGUACUGAACGUUCAUACUUACCAACUGACUUUGUACACGGCAGCAAUGAGUGCACUAUUGCUUACUAUUUGCAGUAUGUCGGGUUUCGUAGUCACAAAUGACAAUGUUUGUGAGAUCACACAGGGUGAGAUUUUCAACACUAGUUACAGGAAUUCAAACAAUCCAGACAUUUUAUUUAGGGUUUUAUAAGUAGACUCUUAUUUGUUUUAGAAUUUGCAUUGGUAUUUUUUUUCCUUUCUGAAAAAUAAAUAAUUGCUAAUGACGAUUUGGAAAAAAAUAGCUUUCUAGCCGUGGGUAUUCUGGCCCAUAGUUAUUAUUAUUUAUUUCUUAGCAGACGCCCUUAUCCAGGGCGACUUACAAUUGUUACAAGAUAUCACAUUAUUUUUACAUACAAUUACAUUAUUUUUACAUACAAUUCCCCAUUUAUACAGUUGGGUUUUUACUGGAGCAAUCUAGGUAAAGUACCUUGCUCAAGGGUACAGCAGCAGUGUCCCCACCGGGGAUUGAACCCAUGACCCUCCGGUCAAGAGUCCAGAGCCCUAACCACUACUCCACACUGCUGCCCUAGUUAUGAAUUUCAAACAAGUGCAUCAAAUUAUGGGUCUCGAGUAGUUUAAAAAUACAUAGUGUACUUUUACUGUGUUUUUUUGGUAAUUACUCAUGUAUGUAUAUAUUGUUUGUAAUUGUCUUAGAAAUAUCCAAUUUUAUUUCAAAUGUUCUCUAUGUUGCCAUAUUACUGUGAGAAUACCUAGAACACAAUAGAAGAUUUUUUUCCCCCUUUAGUUUAAAAAAAUGAUCUCUCUUAAAAUGACUUAUUUUCCAAUAAAAAAUACAUAGCAGUACAACCAUCAACCUUUACUUUUUUGAAUGCUGUUUUGUGGUGUCUGUAAAUAAAGUUUGUUUGGGAGGGGGAAAAAAUGUCACUUCAUCAAUUGUGCUCUGACUCUGAUUGGCUUGGUGGUAUCACACCACAUUGGCUUGCGAUAAGAUAUAGCUUGCGAUGCGACAAAACCACAUUGCCGUAUUUCAUUUUUAUGAACAAGCACAAUAAGUUUUAUAACUGAUACCCAAGACUUUAAAUUAAAUGUUUGUUGGCAUAGCAA
Molecule: messenger RNA, 1990 nt
Organism: Acipenser ruthenus (sterlet)
Lineage: Eukaryota; Metazoa; Chordata; Actinopteri; Acipenseriformes; Acipenseridae
Product: claudin-10-like
Exons: 5
Coding region: 113-850 (245 amino acids)
Biological process (GO): cell adhesion; bicellular tight junction assembly
Cellular component (GO): bicellular tight junction; plasma membrane
Molecular function (GO): structural molecule activity
Source: RefSeq, a predicted model, not a curated record